GUUUGAACAAGUUUCUUGCUUCUCAUGUAGGUACUUUUUUAUUAAAUACCUAAGGUAGCUAAUGCUAGCACUCCUGAUGAAUAAAUCUUUAUCUCUUAUCAAUGUCAUGAAGCUAAGAUACCUUCUAUUCAUGCUUGGUACGUGCAUGCAUGACCUUUGACCUUAACUUUAAAGCUUCCAUGCCAAGAAACUGCGCCGCCUAAACUACGACUACGACGACGCGCCACUUGACCUCAAACCCCAGCUCCUGGAUCGGCAUUAGUUAACUUCUCUUCAACACAUCACAUCACAUCACAUCGCACGCCUCACUACUUCAACGAACCUUCGCCUGUAGUAUUACACCGCUUCCUCUUCUUCCUGUUGGCGAAUCGCAACAAUGUUCUUCUUCUUCGUGUGCGGCGAGCACACCUUCCGAAAGGAAGUCUCUGAAUAUCAGGGCAUGAUAUUCCAAUGUCACCACUGUGGUAACAUGGCAGCACAUGUCCAGAAGAGCAACCCAUGGUUCACGUUCUGUUGGAUUCCACUUAUUCCUUUGUCUAUCUCUGGCUACGUCGAUGUCGCAUGCCGUAUCUGCAACUUCCAUCAACCUCUCGUAAACCGACCCGAUGUCAAGGCCGUGGCAAAUGGUGGAGGAGGAGGACCUCCCCCACAACAAUACGCACCUCCUCACGGCGGACCUCAAGGACAGGCACCUAUGCGAUAUGGUUAAUAGGAACGAUCUUGUCAAGUCUUUGAGGAACAUGCCAUCGACACAGGCGUAGCGAAUUUGCGCGCUGUUGAUGUUCGAUGUUGCGAAAGUGGCUUCUUGGUUUUUGUUUGUUUAAAGAGGCGUUACAGCCUGGUGUUGAGGCGAAUCAGGAUACCCCAUGAAUGGGGCGAUGGCUGGGUUUCUUUCGACAAAGAGCAUUUCGCCUGCACUCCAUGCCACCAAGAGAGUCUCUUUGACCUUGGUGUGUUGGUGAAGAUAAAGCGCAGGUAAAAUUGAGCUCGGGACAUGAUUUGGGAGUAUUUUGAAAGCACAUAUUCUACUUCCGCUCAUCUUGGGAUACCACCUUUUAGGAACAUUUCAAGGCAGCUCUGCCUCUUAUUAUAACCAUUUCUGUCUACUUCAGUCCCAGGAACUAUUGAUUGGCGCCUUUCCUCUUGAGGGAGCCAAGUCUCGUUGAGUACCUAGUGUCUGCAAUCGCCC
Messenger RNA from Fusarium odoratissimum NRRL 54006, 1189 nucleotides. RefSeq lists its product as uncharacterized. The transcript has 2 exons. NCBI's taxonomy places the organism in Eukaryota, Fungi, Ascomycota, Sordariomycetes, Hypocreales, Nectriaceae. The record is from RefSeq and is a predicted model, not a curated record. Bases 377 to 709 code for a protein of 110 amino acids.